GGCCGUUGGUAACUAGGCGACCAGGCACUUCAAAAAGGUCGCUCUCCGGAGACCGAAACCACCGCCCGCCUCCCCGACCACUCCGCCGCUUUCCGCCGAUGGAGAUCUUCCGCCUCGCCGUCUCCCACCGCCCGCCUCAUCCCGUCCCGGCGCCUCCCCGCGUCCGCCGGCGCCACCUACACCACCUCCCCGCCUCCCUCUCCCUCCCCUGCACCUCCCUCUCGCUCUCCUCCCCGCAACAUCAUCUCUCCCCCACCCCUCGCCAUCACCUCCUCCCGCCUCUCCUCGCCUCCCGAACCCCUAGCUCCAACCCCGAUCCCGAUCCCUCCCCACCCUCCGCCUCCGACGCGAAGCUCGUGCCGCUCGUCAUAUCCGUCGCGGUCGGCCUCGCCGUGCGGUUCCUCGCGCCGCGGCCCGCCGAGGUGAGCCCGCAGGCAUGGCAGCUCCUCUCCAUCUUCCUCUCCACCAUCGCGGGGCUCGUUCUGGGCCCACUCCCCGUGGGCGCCUGGGCCUUCCUUGGGCUCACCGCCGCCGUCGCCACGCACACGCUCCCCUUCGCUGCCGCCUUCUCCGCCUUCACCAACGAGGUCAUCUGGCUCAUCGUCAUAUCAUUCUUCUUCGCGCGGGGGUUUGUCAAGACGGGACUCGGCGACCGCAUCGCCACCUACUUCAUCAAGUGGCUCGGGAGCAGCACGCUGGGAUUGUCAUACGGGCUCACCAUCAGCGAGGCCUGCAUCGCGCCGGCCAUGCCCAGCACCACGGCCAGGGCCGGGGGCGUGUUCCUGCCCAUCAUCAAGUCGCUCUCGCUCUCGGCGGAGAGUAAGCCUAACCACCCGUCAUCGCGGAAGCUCGGGUCCUAUCUUGUGAUGACGCAAUUCCAGGCAGCUGGUAACUCAAGUGCUUUAUUCCUGACUGCUGCAGCACAAAACCUGUUGUGCUUGAAGCUGGCAGAGGAGCUUGGUGUUAUUAUUGCAAAUCCAUGGGUAGCAUGGUUCAAAGCUGCUAGUUUACCAGCUAUUAUUUCUCUGCUAGCAACACCAUAUUUGCUAUACAAAAUCUUCCCCCCAGAAACAAAGGACACACCUGAUGCCCCAGCAUUGGCUGCAGAUAAGCUGAAGCGCAUGGGCCCUGUGACUAAAAACGAAUGGGUUAUGAUUGGCACAAUGAUUCUUGCAGUUUCCCUCUGGGUUUUUGGGGAUGCUAUUGGUGUAUCUAGUGUUGUGGCUGCAAUGCUUGGGCUCUCCAUUCUUCUCCUGCUUGGUGUGCUAGACUGGGAUGAUUGCUUGAAUGAAAAAUCAGCAUGGGAUACAUUGGCUUGGUUUGCAGUUCUGGUCGGAAUGGCAGGACAGCUCACUAACCUUGGAAUUGUGUCUUGGAUGUCAAGCUGUGUUGCCAAGCUGCUUCAGUCUUUCUCAUUGAGUUGGCCUGCAGCAUUUUGUGUUCUUGAGGCCUCCUACUUCCUCAUCCACUAUCUAUUUGCAAGCCAAACUGGACAUGUUGGAGCCUUAUACUCUGCAUUUCUGGCCAUGCAUAUAGUGGCUGGUGUUCCUCGUGUGCUGUCGGCACUUGCUUUGGCAUUCAACACAAAUUUGUUUGGUGCACUAACUCAUUAUAGUAGUGGGCAGGCUGCAGUAUAUUUUGGAGCGGGGUAUAUUGAGCUUCCAGAUGUUUUCAGGCUGGGUUUUAUAACAGCCUUGAUUAAUACAUUGAUCUGGGGAGUUGUUGGAACCGUUUGGUGGAAAUUUUUGGGUCUCUAUUGACAGCGGCUACCAUGUAAGUUGACCAAGAUUUUCCUUCUUUUUUCUUUUAAAGGAGUCAGGAGAACUGCCAAUGAAUUAAGAACGCCCAGUAAGAAAAGCAGGAGUACAAGUGUUACAUCAAAGGAAGAUUACACACCCACAAACAACAGAAAGAAUACAACCCCACAGACAAAAGAUUUUCCUUUGUUACUCGUUGAAUUGCUCUUGCUCAUGGUUUGGAAGGCAAAGAGCGUAAUAACAUAAUAGCGGGCGUUGUUCAUGCUGGUUUGCUUGGUUGAAGUGAUCAGCUCCGUGGAGUUUCUCAGGCUGUCACGCCUGUGUUGUUUCUCGAUCUUGUACAGCUCCUCCAUUUUCUCGUAAUGUAAGUUCGUGCGGAAAUAGUAUGAAACUCCGAGUCAAUUUUGCCCCAAUAUGUUUGUUACUGUGUCACUACUUUACAGUUCGCUUUGCAUACAGCCUUUCAGCUCUCCCAAA
Molecule: messenger RNA, 2234 nt
Organism: Phragmites australis (common reed)
Lineage: Eukaryota; Viridiplantae; Streptophyta; Magnoliopsida; Poales; Poaceae
Product: dicarboxylate transporter 2.1, chloroplastic-like
Exons: 4
Coding region: 99-1760 (553 amino acids)
Biological process (GO): transmembrane transport
Cellular component (GO): membrane
Molecular function (GO): transmembrane transporter activity
Source: RefSeq, a predicted model, not a curated record